Molecule: messenger RNA, 1212 nt
Organism: Amoebophrya sp. A25
Lineage: Eukaryota; Dinophyceae; Syndiniales; Amoebophryaceae
Source: the annotation of a GenBank genome assembly
AUGCCGAAACUUCCACGUUUUUCCACGGAUUGGAAGUUGCAGAAAGACUUUUCAAUACAAACAAAUGCGGAACCGGCAGUGUAUGGCAUAACGCCUGGCGGCGUGUCGUAUACAAGAGAGCAUCAAAGUGAAGCGUCUUUGGCAAAACAAGGCUACAGUGUGCCAGGAAAACGCAUUGAGCCGGUGUUUCCGAAUACGAAUAGGACGAGGAGUGGAGGAGCUGGUGCAAAAACAGUAACAACAGGUACAGGAGGUGGCGCGAAAACAAUUAGUAGAAACAGGUCAUCAUCUGGCGAAAGAAAAACUACCGCGCCGAAUAGAAUAUCUUCAGCAGCUUCCGGUGGAGGACGCAGUGGCCCUUCUCGCGGAGGACAACAACACGCAAUCAACUCUCCCACAGGUCCUGUAAUUUAUCCUCCGAACGUGGUCCACCCCAUCUUCUCAAGUGCCACUAAAAGCCCCAACAAGCACAACAAACAAGCAGAGGAUGCGUGCUUGCAGAUGAAUUUCGAUUCCGAAGCAAAGGGCAUGGGCCAACAGUACAAAACAAAAGGGCUGAACCUCUUCUAUUCUGAGACUGGUCAACAUGAUGAUCAGAAUGAUGGAGAUCUAGGUUUCUACGACACCGCGACCUAUGAGUUUCAUACGGGUCCGAGCACUUCAUCUCACGGUCGACAAAAUAGGAACACAACUGCUGGCACUGGAACUGGUACGAGGUCGGAAAGCAGAACGAGAGCAACGCCUGUAAUAUUCCCACCUAGCCGCGCUGAUGCCAUUGAAAAAACACGUCGUCCACCACUCGAGAACGAACCGCUUCACUUGCGACGAAAUAAGAAUGGCCAUUUGGUAGCAUCUCCACGAACGGUAGCAGGAGGCUCGUCGUCUGCAGAGCAUGUUGCUCGAAAUGGUUCCGCUUCAAUAGGUGGGAACCCAAUGUUUUAUCCUUCUGCUGCCACUUUUACCACAGGACGACGAGCAGCUACUACAACUACCAACAUGACGACGGCGUCAACUACUAAAAAGACACAUGAAGGUCCCUCCACCGCCAUGCUUUUUGCCCGUGGCGAUCUAGGUGAGGAAGAGCCUCCAGACCCUCAUGCCGAUGUCGAAGCUCAAAUGCGGAAAUGCCAGCAACAAGUGCGAGAGUGCACGAAUCGCUAUUUGGAGAGCCGUCUGCAGCUACGACGUGAGGAGGAAGACAGGAAACAGGAA